CCAAAGUCCUCUGUGGUGAGCAACGUUCUACCACAUGUCUUCAAGUUCAUUCAGUUCGAGAACAGCAGUGUGUGGUCAGUGGUCCAGGUGGACAAGAACUUUUCUGUGGAUGGGUACAGGAACUUCUUUGCCUUUGCAGAGUGGUGGACCUUCAAGACUAAGUAUACGCAGUGGUGGACCAAAUCCUUUGAGAGUGCUUGCCUACCGCUCACUGCAGAUUUGGGGUUGUCGCCAGGGCAUGUGAUGCGACGUUUGCAGUACAAAGGUGGCACAAAGCUCAACUACACACUUCCAGUGGAUGCAGCUUCCUCCAUUGGAAUCCUGAUCGUUGUAGGUACAAUCCUGCCUGCAGCGUCUUUGUCGUCUGAGGCAUUGCUGGAAUGCCGCAAAAUGCUGAAGGCCUUGGAAGCGUACUCCAAUGUGCGAGAGAUUGUUGCAAUUGCACCAGAAGGCCGUGAGCUAAUCCUAGAAGCAACUCCACAGGGCUUGUUUCUGCUAGCAGACCUGAAGCACAUGUUCAAGAAGCUGGGCCUCAACUUUGCCAGGUUUCAGCAGAAGCUACAAGGGGCUCCUGCUGCUCUUUCCAUCUCUGAGAUCAUAGUUGCACUAUUCCGUAUGCGUGGCUCUCAGGGCAAUCAGGAUCCAAACUCCACCUUCCAUCGCUUUCUGAAGCGUUUGUGCCAUUCCUUCAGUCAAUCUGUGGAAGUCGGUGUGGAGGGGCAUCUCUUAUGUGAGUGCCCUGACCCUGUGGUCCAUGCUCGUGUUCAUCCGUUCAUGAAGCGGAGCAGGACAGGUGGGAACAAAGUGCUUCAGAAGAGUUUGAUUGCCCGUUGGCAGUCCAGAGGCGGUGGAUUUGCGUCCACCAAGGACAACCCAAACUUGGCCACUUUGGGAAUCGUAGCUCCUCGUAGCAAUUUGGCUUCGCGUACUACCAAUGAACUGGCAGUCCGUGCUCUCAUGAAGGCUGCUCAAUGCAUGGAGGAGUCAGCGUCAACUAGCAAGGUACUGAACUUUUGCUUUGAUGCGGCCAUGGUGUCAGAAGAGCAUGUGCUCAGUGUGGUCUUCAGAAGCAAUGGGGUUCAGUUUGCCGGAGCCACCCAACUGUUGCCACAUGGCCUAUGCGAAGAGCAAGCUACAAGUGCCUUACAGUCCUUCUCAAAAGCUGCGAAGGCCCAGAUGGAAUCGCACGGUGGACCAGCCAAAAUUCCAAGCGGCUCGUUUGCUUGGAAAGAGUUCAGAACCAAGACGAAAAACACACUCAUGGCCUUAGUGAACUGCUUGCAAGUGAUACUUCCUCCAGGCUUCAGUCUGAGGAACUGCUGCCCUGAGAAGAGUCUCGUUCCACGUACCAAAGACGCAGAGCGCUUCCUUUUGCUUCCGCAGGAGAAGCAAGCGUUGGGGCUGAGUGAUUGGCCGGACGAUGCGCAGCUUCACUUUGUCUACCACUUUGGCCAGCAAACCAGAUGGCUUGACUUCAUUCCAUCGACAAACAGCAUGUACAAACUGUGCUUUGCAGCCGACGAAGGCUCAGAGGGAUUUAUUGCUUGGCUUCAUAUGAAUGCUUCGUCAGUGUGGAGUGUGUACUGGCCAGAUAUGAUGCACAAACUGGCAAGGAAGGCCAGCCUGUCAUUGACAAACUCAGGUGCAUCACAGUGGCUUAAGAAAACGAACAAGCUUUACCGGAUGAGCCUUGGUCCAUGGGGCUCAGGUCGCUUUGGGAAGGAGCUUCUGGCGGCUCGAAAACACCUUCUCAAGGCACUCAAGGAUGGGUCGUUUGACCAAGAUCUUCUGGAGUCAUGGCUUCGUCAAGUAGCCAAAGACCAACAAGUUGACCCUGCUGAGUUUUCUGUCAGCGACUUGGUGCUUCUUCUGGAGAAGUCAGGAACUGCUCACGUGAGAGCUGACGAGCGCAAGGAUGUUCGCUGGUUUAGCUUCUAUGAUCACACUUCCUCAUGGAACCGACGAUUUCACCUUGAAGCGUUUGUCAUGGAGUACGCAUGGUUCUGUGAUGGCAAAUCACCUUGGCACUUGCCUGACCAAAGCGCUGCCAAUUCAGAGGCCUACUCUUCGAAACUGGUUGCCUACAAUGUCCUGGCUGAUGACACCAAUCAGGACAAGAUGAGGAGCCUUCUUCUUGUCUUUCGCCGCAUGCGAGCAUUUGCUGGGGAGUACGACAGAGCAGUGCAGCAGUCAAGCAGUGGCAGCCUCAAGUAUGCCAUCAGCCUUGCAAAUGGAAAGCGGCUAGCCAAGCUCCUUUCGAAAACCAUUGGAGAGUGCACCACCGCGGCUGCGUUGGCUUACAUAGGUGGUGAUGGAGAUGGGCCUGAAUGUGUGGACGUGAUCGAGUGGCACAGUGCAUUGCUUUUGUACCAAUUGAAGGCAAUCUUCCAAGUGGGCACAUAUCACCGGAGCUUUCCUUGGCGUGUUGUGGAGUGUCUUGAUCCAGGAGCAUGGUCAAAAGUCUUGCUGGCCAUGCAGGAAGUUUGGGACUUUGUGGUGAACGUUGUGGACACGUUACCCGCAGCAGACCCCUUGUAUGUUCAGCUGGCAAUUUGCAGGGCGCAAAGCUUCCGCGACCUGAUGAUUUCAGCAGAGUAUUUCAACUUCGAUGUCAAGCGGAUGGGCACACCUUGCAGCCGUGCUUUUGAGGAGAACAUCCUGGCAGUUUGUGGGUUGCAACAGGCAGGCGCCCCGAACAGCCUCCUGUCCUCAUUGCCGUCUGAACUGACUUUCAACCAGAUGAGGGAUUGUGCCAGACGCCGCUCCAAGCAUGAGCGUUGUCAGCCAUCUUCGCUGCAUGCUGUAGCAUGGAAGGCAGCCACAAAGCAUCCUUGUGGUUGCGCCAACUUGGACCUGGAUGACAAUGACUGGGCUGUUCCAUUGAAACAAAGUGAGAUCAAGAAGAGUGUACACCAGAACUUGAGAAGCACCGACAAGGAGAUGGGCAUCAACAGCGAAGGUCUCACGAAACACAAGGUGGUGAAACACUUCACCAAGCCACACGUCUUUACUGAUCGACUGGAAUUGUUAGACUUCAUUGUCAAGAGGUUCAAGGAGUUUCCUGGCGACCAAGAGCAAAAGCGAGGUGAAAUCCUUCGCGCUCGAAAAGCCAUGUGGUUGUCAAAGCUGGUUCCUGAGCUUUGGUUUCUGAGGCGUAGAAGUGAGGACCAGUCGGAGGUGCCUGAGAAUUGCUUGAUCGUCAUCGGAGCAGGGCCAUACUUGGUUGACUGUGCAGGGUGCUCCCAUGUCACCAACGCAAACUACAGUCUCCAAGCCACUCCUCCUGUGAAGGUUCUUGUCGACGGGCUCAACACUGUUGAGGUCGCACAGUGUGUGCCAAAGUCAGAUGGAGGGCAUUUGCGAUGGUCGAAAGGUGGACCCUGGAUUGACCUGCCGACCUACACGUGUGAUUUUGGCAUCUUGAGCAUCGGAGUCCAACUCUUGAGUCAGCUUUGCAGUGCUCUCAAGAUACCUUCUCACCAGAAACUUGAUCAUCGUCAUCGAGUGGAGUUGUUUUUGAAGUUCAUGAAGAAGUCAGAUGCCUACAUCGCAGAGAUCCUAGAGCAGCUAGUUGUUCCAUCGAGGAAGAAACUGGCGGACACAGAAGAGGAGGAGGACCCUUACAAUCAUUUGGAAGGCGAGACAAGCGAUGAAGAGGUGCAGGAAACACAGAACGAUCUCGACGAGGAGAUGGCUUUGAAGACAGCAGAACAUGACAAAGCAGAUACAUCCAAGACGGACAUCGAGGGCCCUACAGCAAACGAUGUGGAGAUGACUGAGGAGGAGAAACCUCAGAGAUCUGACCUGGGCGGAGUUCAUGCUCCACCCACUUCCCGAGGAAGGCCCAGUGGUGAGUACCCGCCUGGCUGUGUGUGCUAUAGAAAGGAACCCACUGGGCAAAGCCCACUUCUCCAAGUGUUUUUGCCGGGCUCUUUCAAGCAUGAGGGGAAAAGGUCCAAGGGUGUAUCCUUUGUACCUGAGGGAGGCCUUGCGUUGGCCAAGGGGACAACACGAACUUUUGCACAAGCGCAAAGCUGCUGCUUGUCCUGGUCGUGGGCUUGGUGGAAUUCCCUGACCCCAGAACAACGGUCUGGGAUUCAUUCUGCUGAAGGGCCAUCUGCGAAAAGGCAGAAGCUCUAAAGACAUGAUGAAGAUAUGUCCCGGGGGUGAG
Molecule: messenger RNA, 4171 nt
Organism: Durusdinium trenchii
Lineage: Eukaryota; Dinophyceae; Suessiales; Symbiodiniaceae
Source: the annotation of a GenBank genome assembly